AAGCCCAAUAUAUACAGCGAAACAUUUAACAAGAAACAUAAUAAAUAUUUGUAAAAACUGUGAAACCUGUAUAAAAAACAAAUCAAGAGGACAAGGAAAAUUUGGAUAUAUGUCACAUCUGGGACCAGCAACGAAACCAUUUGAAAUCAUGUCUAUAGAUACAAUUGGUGGUUUUGGGGGAUCCAGAUCUACAAAAAAAUAUCUACAUCUUUUGGUAGAUCAUUUUACAAGAUUUGCAUUUAUUGUAACAUCAAAAACACAGAGUGCAUGUGACUUUAUAAAAUUAGUGAAGUAUGUACUGGAAACAGAUGAAAUUGGAAUGAUUCUAACAGAUCAAUAUCCUGGAAUUAACUCUAGAGAAUUUAAACAGUACCUUGAGGAAAAUAAUAUUAAAUUAGUAUUUACUGCGGUAAAUACACCAUUUUCGAAUGGACUGAAUGAAAGAUUAAAUCAAACCAUAGUGAAUAAAAUAAGGUGUAGAAUAAAUGAAAAAAAGAAUAAAAAAACUUGGACUACAGUAGCUAGAGAAUGUAUAGAUAAAUAUAAUGAGACAGAACAUUCAGUUACAGGAUUUGCUCCGAAAUAUUUACUAGAUGGCACAAAUGUUACCAUCCUACCAAAUGAACUGAAGGUUCUAAAAAAAGAAGAUCAGUGGAUUGAAGACAAAAAACUAGCAUUAGAGAACACCAAAAGAUCACAUGAUUACAAUAAGAAAAUAUUUGAUAAAAACCGAAAGCCAUGUGAAUUUAAUAUAGGAGACAGAGUAUAUGUAGAAAACGGAAACAAAUUAAACAGAAAGAAAUUAGAUGAAUUGAAAAUUGGUCCUUUUGAAAUAGUGGAAAAAAUUUCAAACUCAAUUUACAGAAUUAACACUGGAAACAAGAAAGCUGAAUCUACUUUAUUUCAUAUAACAAAAUUACAACCUAUUCAAACAGAUAGUGAAGCACAUGAUGAAGACAAUACAUUAUAAAAAAUUCUAUGAGAAAUUUUCACCCCUGGUGGGGGAGAUAUAAAGAAAUUCUUUAUAAUAAUAUAAUUAAAUAUUUCAACAAUUCAAAUUUUGGCGCGUUCCGCGCUGUUGAUUGCAAGGAGUGUCAAAGGGAGCUGUCAAUAGAAAUAACAUAAAAAUGGAUCGUGCAAAAACAAGUGUGCGUGAAUAAGGUUAUAUAAAAUAUAUUAUAAAAAGACAGUAAUAGUUAAAUAAUAAUUGUAAUAAACUUUAAAUGUCGUUUCUUUGUUUACAGAGAAACAAAUUUUAGUUUAUUUUAUAAAGAAACCCUGAAAAUAUCAU
Achroia grisella is the source of this 1291-nucleotide messenger RNA. RefSeq lists its product as uncharacterized. The record is from RefSeq and is a predicted model, not a curated record. The coding region runs from base 110 to 970 and encodes 286 amino acids. Lineage: Eukaryota; Metazoa; Arthropoda; Insecta; Lepidoptera; Pyralidae. Gene Ontology annotation, molecular function: nucleic acid binding. The transcript has 2 exons. Gene Ontology annotation, biological process: DNA integration.